GUGAAUGGAAAAUUCAUGUAUCAUCGUCUUACUGACGAACUACUUGUACGUCAAACUAAGAAUUCCAUUUUCUUGUCGAUAGACGAUCGUCAACAACAAAAUCGUCCGGUAUCCGAACGUAAACAACAUCAAAAGAAGAAAGCAAAACGUUCACAUAUUCUAAAUAAUAAAGUUGUUUUGAUAAAUUCCGAUAAAACACCACCAAGUAUUGUUUCAUCGAUUAAUAUCGAUAUGCCUAUGGAUGAUGAUGAUUUAAAUCAAUAUAAACAUGUCUAUAAUGUUUUUAUCAGCUUAGAUAUGCAUUUAUAUAAUAAACAAACAUAUCGUGGUGAUUUAGAAAUGCUUGGUUAUAAUUUAAUUGUAUGGAUAGGAGGUUGUUUACCAUGGAAUAAAAAAUUGAAAUCAAAAUUGACUCAGUCAACAAUAACAAAUGAAAAACGUUUGGCUAAGUCAAAUAUUAAUGAAUUUGUUAAAAAAUGUUUUUAUAUGAAAUUAGUAAAUCCGGUUGUUUUGCGAGCAAUAUGUGAUUAUAUGACGAUGAUUUAUCAAUUAAAUAUUGAUGAUUUGCCAAAUUAUGAUCAAUUACGUGCACCAGUUCGAGAAAUAAUUAAAGCGCUCGGUUUUAAAGCAAAUGCUUGUUUGCGCUUAUCAAAUUCGAAAGCUAAAUCGAACACCGCUAAUAACACUACAACAGGUCAAUCAGGUAAUUCAAAUAUAAAAAAUGUUCGAGAACUAAAACCUUCACAUUCUAUCGAAGAAGAACAGGAAGAUGUCGAUGAUGAUACAAGUGAAAAUGAUGAAGACAAUGUAGAGAACGAUGAUGAUGAUGAUGACGAUGAUGAUGAUAAUGAUGAUGAGAAUAGUUGUGAUGAAACUGAAAAAGAACAACAACAAAAGGAUGAACAACAACAUAACAAUGAUGAUAUUGAGUUGUCUACAAAAUGUAAACGUUGUGGUGGUGAUCAUAGUACACCGUCUGAUCAACAAUCGAGCAGUAGUGGUGAAAAACAAGGCUCAUUAUUAACAUAUCAACAAAAACGUCAGCGAUCGAUUGCUAAACGAUUGCAAUUACGACGAAAAAAGAAAUAA
Didymodactylos carnosus is the source of this 1089-nucleotide messenger RNA. The record is from the annotation of a GenBank genome assembly. Lineage: Eukaryota; Metazoa; Rotifera; Eurotatoria; Philodinida; Philodinidae.